Molecule: messenger RNA, 1014 nt
Organism: Lodderomyces beijingensis
Lineage: Eukaryota; Fungi; Ascomycota; Pichiomycetes; Serinales; Debaryomycetaceae
Source: the annotation of a GenBank genome assembly
AUGGUUAAAGUUGCAGUUUUAGGUGCCGCUGGUGGGAUUGGCCAGCCUUUGUCCUUGUUGGUCAAGUUGAACGCCAAAGUCGACGAAUUGGCCUUGUUUGAUGUCGUCAAUGUGCCAGGUGUUGGCGCCGACUUGGGCCACAUCAACUCUGACUCCAAGACGCAGUCGUACUUGCCCUCGUCCAAAGAAGACAAGACUGCUUUGGCUGCCGCUUUGAAAGGCUCCGACAUUGUCAUUAUCCCCGCUGGUGUUCCAAGAAAACCAGGCAUGACCAGAGACGACUUGUUCAACAUCAAUGCCUCCAUCUGUCAAGGCUUGGCCGAGGGCAUUGCUGAAAACAGCCCAAAAGCGUUUGUCUUGGUGAUUUCCAACCCCGUCAACUCAACUGUGCCCAUUUUUGCGGAAACUUUAAAGAAGAAGGGUGUCUAUGACCCCUCGAGAUUGUUUGGUGUCACUACUUUGGACAUUGUCAGAGCCAACACUUUUAUCUCGCAGUUGUUCCCCCAGGACACCAAGCCCUCGGACUUUAACGUGCGCGUGGUUGGUGGCCACUCUGGCGAAACCAUUGUGCCCUUGUACUCGCUUGGCUCCACCAAAAAGUACUACGGUGAGUUGAACGAGGAGCAAAAGAAGGCCUUGAUCCACAGAGUCCAAUUUGGUGGCGACGAAGUUGUCCAGGCCAAGAAUGGUGCUGGCUCCGCCACCUUGUCCAUGGCUUAUGCCGGUUACAGAUUGGCUGAGCAAAUCUUGAAGGCCGUUAGCGGUGAAACCGGCAUUGUCGAAUGCACCUACUUGAACUUGGACUCCAAGAUUAAAGGUGCUGCCGAGGCCAAGACAUUGGUCAACGGUUUGGACUUUUUCUCCUUGCCGGUUGUCUUGGGCAAGGACGGUAUCGAAGAGGUCAAGUACGAUAUCUUGAACGAGGUUAACGACGAUGAGAAGAAGUUGUUGCAAGUUGCCAUUGACCAAUUGAGCAAAAACAUUGAAAAGGGUGUUGCUUUUGCUACAAAGUAA